AUGAAUGGUAUGACUCCAAGCGCUGCUACUCAGAACGGAUGUGAUGAUCCAAAGAAAAUUGCUGCCUACCUGCUGGUUGGAUUUUCACUACUUCUAACCCUUAGGGUUGGUAUGAAUGGAGCUCCAUUCUGUAUGAAGAGAUUUAAGAUACCUGAACAUUUGUUCAGUCUUUACGUUAGUAGAGUUCAUAAUGCAAUGGAACUUUGCGGCUUCGUUGGAGUUACAGCCGGAACAAUUUAUACCAUAAAAUAUGGCCCUGACUAUGGACAAGAAUGUGAAAAGGUAUCAAUAGCUAUUAAUGGACUUUUUUUUCUUGUGAAUGUAGUUCUUUUGGUAGUUUUUGUUACUGGUGGUGAGGAAGGACAUUUGACUGAUUUUUACUGGGCAUUGGCAUUUUCGGCCUUUGUUUACGGAAUGAAUUUGUCAUUUAUUAUUAAAUUGGCAGGGGAUUGUAUAGUUUAUUAUUUAUCGACACUUCACGUUUCUGGUAUUUUCGCAUCUGUUUAUCACUUUAUAUUUUUGAGGUUAUUUGGUAAUAAGAGGAGGCACGACACUGAUUUUCAUAUUAUUACUUGGCAAAUAAUUAUAUCUAUAGUAAUUACGGGGGCAACUGCUGGGACUUGGGCAUCCGUUUAUUAUAAUAACAAUGGUAGCAAUGAUAAUAAAUGCGGUGGUAAUAAAAAUCAGGAAAAUAAUAAUGGUGGUAGUUCUGGUGAAUUUUCCGGUCAUGUCAUAUCAGCAAUGGUAAUGUGUGUGUUUGCACAGGGUGUUGUCUACGUUUUUUACCCAGCUAUAGCCCCAGGUCUUCUAGUGGACUUUAGGCAUGUCAAUAAGAUAGAUCAAGCCCUUCUUGUUAUUGCUCCAAUUCCAUCAAUUACUUCUGCCUUACUUUCUAAGUUUUAUGAUGACUAUUCACCUAAGAAUAAGUGGGAUGGUGAUAAGGUCUAUUGGCAUGGAACUUUGAUAUUUAUUCCAGUAAUGUGUAUUUGCGGAUUUUUAUUUAUCAGAGCACUUCACUAUCCCUUUUCAGGCACAUCUUUAGCCAUUGUAAAUAAACCCGGUAUGGUUGGAUUUUUGACUAUUUUGUUUUAUGUAAGCCAUAUGAUACUCCUAGCCGUUGGAUUUCCAGGUGUUGAAAAGAACUCUGGUGGCGCAAAGGACUAUCUUCCUACUAUAAACGGGUUUUUGACUACCGGUGCUAUGAUUGUUUUUCUUUUUUUGUCUGAAGGUUAUAUUAAUGAGUAUAAAAAACACGAUUUUGCCAACUGGCCUACUGAGGGAUUGUCAAAUAAAAGAGCCUUGGGAUUUUGGUUUGACAAGGCACUUCAAAAUGGCUGGAAAAAUUUCAAGUUAAUCUUUACCCGUGAUUUGAGAAGAGAUUUAAUGGCAACACUUGAUUUCAGCUACAAAAGAUAACACUUCAUUACACACUUUUCCACAGCGAAAAACUUUUUAUUCUCAUUUCAGAAAUUCAUUAACUCACACAAAUUAAUAUAAUAAAAUCUUAUA
Theileria parva strain Muguga is the source of this 1509-nucleotide messenger RNA. RefSeq lists its product as uncharacterized. The record is from RefSeq and is a predicted model, not a curated record. The transcript has a single exon. Bases 1 to 1416 code for a protein of 471 amino acids. NCBI's taxonomy places the organism in Eukaryota, Apicomplexa, Aconoidasida, Piroplasmida, Theileriidae.